This is a messenger RNA of Candida dubliniensis CD36, 555 nucleotides long. Its product is annotated as Ty1/Copia family ribonuclease HI. The record is from RefSeq and is a predicted model, not a curated record. Bases 1 to 555 code for a protein of 184 amino acids. The transcript has a single exon. Lineage: Eukaryota; Fungi; Ascomycota; Pichiomycetes; Serinales; Debaryomycetaceae.
AUGGAAGCAGCAAAAAGAGUACUUAGAUAUCUUAAGGGGACAAGCAAAUUUGGAAUAACUUAUAAUAAUACAGAUGGAAUACCGGCAUUUACUGAUCUGGAUUGGGGAAAUUCAAUAGAAGAUAGACGUUCUAUUUCAGGUUAUCUCAUCAAACUUGGAGGUGGUGCUAUUAGCUGGUGUAUGAAGAAACAACCCACAGUUGCUUUGUCUUCAACCGAAGCAGAGUACUUGGGUAUGAGUGAAAUUGUUAAAGAAAUUGUGUGGCUUCUCCAGGUACUUGAAAAGACUGAUGUUGAAGUGGAAUUGCCUUUGAUUAUCUAUGCUGAUAACCAGUCAGCAAUUGCACUCGGAAAGCAUCCGGUGCAACAUGCUCGUACGAAGCAUAUUGAUAUCAGGCACCACUUCCUCAGGGAAAAGGAGAAUGCUGGGUUAAUAAAAUUUGUGUAUAUUUCUACUCACAAGAUGGAAGCAGAUCUUCUUACCAAGGUGUUGUCUAGUGCUGUUUUCAAACUUCUUAGAGAUAUGACUGGAUUGAAAUAUCAAGAAUUGCAUUAA